CCCCCCUCCCUCUCGUCUACACCUCGACUGCGCGACUGCACUAAACACAUCAGUAGAACUUCCGCGCGACUUCUGUGCAGCAGCCGAACACCACCCUCGAUCUGCAGCUCCUGCGUCGCCCUCACACCUCUCGCCCCGUUUCCCCAUUUGCCUCAAGGACACGCUCCCCACGAAAGCAGUAGCAAAAUCAUCCCCACAAGCAACCGCCCGCCAUGGCCUCGCGAUCCGCCGACAAGAAGCCUGUAGGCUUCGCCACACAACUAACCGCAGGAGGGAUCGCAGGCGCGAUGGAAGCGCUGUGCUGCCAACCGCUCGACACGAUCAAGGUCCGAAUGCAGCUCUCGCGGUCUGGGCGUGCACCCGGGACGAAAGCGCGCGGGUUCAUCGCGACGGGCGCCAUGAUCGUCCGGCGAGAAACGCCCCUCGCGCUCUACAAAGGUCUCGGAGCGGUGCUCUCCGGGAUCGUCCCCAAGAUGGCCAUCCGCUUCGCGAGUUUUGAAAAGUACAAGGCGCUCCUCGCGGACAAGUCCACCGGCCAAACCGCCGUCGGGAACAUCUUCAUCGCCGGCCUCGGCGCCGGCGUAACCGAAGCAGUCCUCGUCGUCACGCCCAUGGAAGUCGUCAAGAUCCGGCUCCAAGCGCAGCAACACUCGCUCGCGGACCCGCUCGAGGCGCCCCGCUACCGCAACGCGGGCCACGCCGUGUACGCGAUCGUGCGCGAGGAGGGCUUCAGCGCGCUCUACCGCGGCGUGUCGCUCACCGCGCUGCGCCAGGCGACGAACCAGGGCGCGAACUUCACCGCGUACCAGGAGCUCAAGAAGGCCGCGCACCGCUGGCAGCCGGACCUCGCCGAUUUGCCGUCGUGGCAGCACAUGGGCAUUGGCCUCAUUUCUGGGGCGAUGGGCCCGUUUUCGAACGCGCCGAUCGAUACUAUCAAGACGCGGCUGCAGAAAGCAGAAGCGCUCCCGGGGCAGAGCGCGUUCCAGCGCAUCGCCGCGAUCGCGCGCGACAUGUGGCGCCAGGAGGGCGUGAGCUCGUUCUACAAGGGCAUCACCCCGCGCGUGCUGCGCGUCGCGCCCGGGCAGGCGAUCGUGUUCGCCGUGUACGAGCGCGUGAGGCGCAGCAUGGAGACCCUCCAGGGCAGCAGCGAGGACCGCAUACACAGCGAGUAGGGGAUGUGUGGGGCUGAUUUGGGGCGGUUGUCUGGGGAGGAUGAUGAGGGGAAGAGAGAGGGUAGAGGGGUUAGAAAGGGCGUGUAGGUCGCGAGAGGGGACGCUUGGGUUAUACCCGGCUUUGGCGUGUACGAUAUGUUCAUUUAACAGACACAGUCUUCUGCAACCUCUUCUAGAGCCUCAUGCUCGUUUGGUUGUCUAGUCGGGUUGCAUACCGCAUCGUUCGCGUGGGCGUACCAUACGCUGGCUCCGCGGCCCAGGCCUUACGCCGUUCCUCUGGAUCCAUCCUGCGUCCUACGUACCAGACCUUCGGACCCGUGUACAUAUACGUCCACAUCUCGUACUCUCCUUGGCACUAAC
This is a messenger RNA of Trametes versicolor FP-101664 SS1, 1532 nucleotides long. RefSeq names its product mitochondrial carrier. NCBI's taxonomy places the organism in Eukaryota, Fungi, Basidiomycota, Agaricomycetes, Polyporales, Polyporaceae. The coding region runs from base 213 to 1172 and encodes 319 amino acids. The record is from RefSeq and is a predicted model, not a curated record. Gene Ontology annotation, biological process: transmembrane transport; succinate transport; fumarate transport. The transcript is spliced from 6 exons.